Messenger RNA from Caenorhabditis remanei, 798 nucleotides. RefSeq lists its product as uncharacterized. The coding region runs from base 1 to 798 and encodes 265 amino acids. The record is from RefSeq and is a predicted model, not a curated record. The transcript has 6 exons. NCBI's taxonomy places the organism in Eukaryota, Metazoa, Nematoda, Chromadorea, Rhabditida, Rhabditidae.
AUGAAAAUAAGCACUUCGACACAUAAAAUGAAAACUGUUCUAUAUCAAUUCUUCAUUCUCCUAAUUAUCAAUUGUUUGAAAUGUGACGAUUCUGCAACGAAUAACGCCACGGAACCACCCCAAAAACCUUGGGUUUUGGAAUACUCGGAAAAGGAGGAGAAAAAAUUCGUCAUUUCUUAUUCAACUUUGCUUUCGAGUUGCGUUGUAGUCUUCAUUGGCAUCAUAAUUCUGGCAUGCUGUAUUCGAGAUUCGUUGACCAAAUUGCAGAUGUAUGAAGAGUAUAGGAAAGAUGUGAUGAAAAUAAGGGAAGAAAUGGAGGACCAUUAUAAUAUGGAAAUGAAGAAUCAGAUUUGGGAUUAUGAGAGAGAUAAAGAAAAGAAGAAGGAUAUGGACGAGAUGAGAAGGAGAGAGGCAGAUGAGGAGGAGAAGAAAAAGAAUCCUCCGUCGACAAAACAGAAAUCAGUGGCAUUAAAAGAACCAUCGAAGAAGAAAAAGGAGGUUCCGAAAGUGCCUGAGAAGAAAAAGAAAAUUCCUAAAAAGGAGGAAGAAUUCAAAUUCACUAAUCGAGGACCCAUCAUAUUCACGACACAAACUGUUGCUAGUUGGGAUAUAAUCAAUACUUUAGAAGAGAAGGAAGAGAAGAAGAUAUCGAUUAAAAAAGUGAAAUGGGAUGAGAAUCCGAUUGGAUAUCAUGAAACUGGAGUGGGUGUGGAUCAAGUUGAGAUACCAACACCGAGUUCAAGAGGUGGCUCUUCCUCUAUUAUGACUGCUUCUAUUCGACAAGUGAAAAAGCUCUGA